GGCGACGUCGACAUGCCUCAGAUUCCCUAACGGCUCUCUCAACAACGGCGGGGGGCCUAUCGUCCGGCCAGUAUCUGAGCAUUUGAAAGCAGCAUCAUGUCGUCACAGAAUGUAGGCGACGCGUUCUGCAGCAGAGUCUUCCGUCACAUGCGAACAAAUUUUGGUGCUGCAGCGGCGGCUGACGUUACCGUUCUGCAGCCCCCGGCGACAACUCCGUGGACAGACAUAUAUAUAACCCAGCGCUUGCCGUCGGUGAUUUCCUGCUCGGUUGGGUAAUCAUCUUCUAUGCUUUCCCCUCGACAAGCCUCAAAAUUGGAUUGCUUGUACCCAAGCGUCUGGGAUAUUCGGUUUCGCCUGUCAACACUGUCAACAUGUCUUCCGGCUCAACAUCUGGCCACGCAUUUCCUGGCGCUGCGCCUGCCGGUACGCCUUCCGGCACACCAGCCGGCGUUAUGACUUCUGAAACAAUGGCUGGCAAUGCGGCUUCCAUCACACCAAGCACUUCCGCCAGCGCGAACCAGUCCGACCGGUCGAAUGACCAGACACCGCCGUCUGGGCCAGCAACAGUGGGACAGAGGACUCGUCUGACGCCAGAGCAGAGAAAGGACAACCACGUCGCAUCAGAGCAAAAACGGCGGAUGGCCAUCCGGCAGUCGUUUGAACGGAUUUGCGAGCUUGUGCCCGGCAUGGCCGGCCAGGCUCGCUCCGAAGGUCCCGUACUCGAAGCGACGGUCAUGCAUGUCAAGAGGCUGUUGCUGGAGCGGCGGGAGAUGAUCCGCGCGCUCGAGGCGAACGGCGUACCCGUGGAAGAUAAGCUGAAGGCGCCUUUGGAAGCUCUACCAGAGGGCUGCCUUGACAACCUGGAGAAUGAAGACCCGAAUCCGGAGAACUAGGAUCUGUUGGACACGAUGAGCCUUUGAUCACCCGGGAAUUGGGAGCAUGAAGGGCUAUUGGAUAUAACCCUGUUCCGUGAGGUGGAUUGGACUUCUGAUCUUUGAUUCUUUUCUGCUUUCCUGUUUGGCUCUCCUCUGCCUUAAACUUGUCAAAGAGGACGUCAGGGCUCUCUGUAGCCAUCUAACCCAUCUGGACCUUCCCCAGACACUUGUACGGGAUACGUUUUUACUGCAUCAAAUUGACGCGCUCCCUACC
Molecule: messenger RNA, 1149 nt
Organism: Thermothielavioides terrestris NRRL 8126
Lineage: Eukaryota; Fungi; Ascomycota; Sordariomycetes; Sordariales; Chaetomiaceae
Exons: 3
Coding region: 372-893 (173 amino acids)
Biological process (GO): regulation of transcription by RNA polymerase II
Molecular function (GO): RNA polymerase II cis-regulatory region sequence-specific DNA binding; protein dimerization activity; DNA-binding transcription factor activity, RNA polymerase II-specific
Source: RefSeq, a predicted model, not a curated record